This is a messenger RNA of Stylophora pistillata, 1663 nucleotides long. RefSeq lists its product as uncharacterized. NCBI's taxonomy places the organism in Eukaryota, Metazoa, Cnidaria, Anthozoa, Scleractinia, Pocilloporidae. The record is from RefSeq and is a predicted model, not a curated record.
AUGCUGAACGGACAGGAACAAGCGAGACAACAGCAGAAGGAACCAGGAACAAAUUGCGAUCUCCACUCAGAUCUCAAAAGAUGCAACACAAACACAAAAUGGCGGAAGCCUCUAGCCUUCCUGAGGAAGUAUGGGUUUCACAUAAUUGUAUACCUUGCACAUAUUCAGGAUGUUCUUAAUUUAGGAUGUACGAGUAGAAGACUGUACGAACUAACAAAUCAAAAUGUUAUAUGGAAAAGACGUUUUAAAGGUAACAAUUAUCACUUGCUGCAACUUCAUCAAAACAUUCGCGUUCACAAUGUCGCCACUUCGAACGAAGAAAGCGGAAACUUUGAUGUGGAGCCAGGAUUCUGGAAGAAGUUGUAUCUUAGGGCCAGUCAUGCUCUCUCAUUUAAAAACAGGAGAAACGGAUGGCUCUCCAGCGUCGAAGGGGAAAGAUUGUGCGCAGAGUUUGUAACUAACCCGGGUGGACCUGAAAAUAGACGUUUGAUAAAUGGAGUUCGAUUUGACGACCGGGCUCCGAAAAAGCAAAGCGUAGAGCUUUGGGUUAAACUUAACACGAGGAAACCAGAUGGAAUAAUUAUUGGAUGCCAGAGUGAAUCAGUAAGCUCCAGCCGGUGGCCUCAAUAUCACUGGCAGGUACUUCAUGUGGGUCCAGAUGGCCACAUCAGAGGUUCCCUGGAACCCUACAAGUACAUGAAAGGACCCUGCAUCAAUGAUGGACAGUGGCACCACCUUGCACUAGCUGCAUCGUCAGACUGGCAGUGCAUGUUUGUAGAUGGACGCAUUGUUUGCUCCAUAAAUUUUGGAAUUGGACAUGAACUUCACAGACAUUAUAUGAGACACAGUCAAAUUGGCAAUGGUGUCAUCAGUCAUGGAGUGUGCACACCUUGGAGUGAUGAUGCCAUGCCUCAAGGCCAUUGUGGAUGGUAUCCUUUCAAUGGUUUGGUAAGAGAAGUCCGCAUCUGGUCUUGCAUGUUGUCAGAAUCUACAGUGCGUCGAAACAUGCAUGUACAGCGAAUAGACCUUGCUCAAUCAGCAUCACAUGGCCAUGACAAUAAUGCUCUGAUUGGCUACUGGCCCAUGAACAGACUAAUGUCUGGCCCAUGGCCAUGGCAAGGAUCUCUAGUAUCUUGUACAUCCCACCUAGAACCACACAGGGAGAAGCAUGUACAGUUGUGUAUUGUAUGUGCCAGUUUAAUAUGACACUGGUCUCGUGUGAAAUAAUUGAGUUAAUCAGUGAAUCUAUCUUUAUUCACUUUGCCAUGUUGAUACAGUAUAAUGGAACUCUAUUCCAAUAUAGUAAGAAAGUAAGUUAUUGUAUAUGGCGAUUGAAGGAACUGAGUUAUGAUUAGGAACUUAUUUCAUAUCUUAAUGCACCAUCUGUGUUAGGUUUAGUCUAAACUUGUGACAGUUUGUUCACUUCAAGUGACGGUUAUUAAACUUUUGAUUGUCAUCAGAAAGAAAACCUUCACUAGUUCAGCACUUUGUAACAUAUCUGCCAUGAGAACUCAUCUAUAUGUGCAACCACAGGAAGCUACUUGAUGUCUUAGUUCAAUCUGAACAUCAGAACGUAUAGAUAUAAAUUGAAUGUGCAUUUAGGACAAGGUUAUUGUUACAUCUUCCGACACAAUAAAUUACACUGAUAAUACUCAAAUGAAAA